Morchella sextelata is the source of this 759-nucleotide messenger RNA. RefSeq lists its product as uncharacterized. The record is from RefSeq and is a predicted model, not a curated record. Gene Ontology annotation, cellular component: endoplasmic reticulum membrane; endoplasmic reticulum. The transcript is spliced from 3 exons. The coding region runs from base 1 to 759 and encodes 252 amino acids. Lineage: Eukaryota; Fungi; Ascomycota; Pezizomycetes; Pezizales; Morchellaceae.
AUGAAGUUCCUCUCAGCCCUCCUUCCACUCCUUACCCUUGGGCUAGCUUCGGCUGCCGAUGUCGCCAGUGAGCCUGCCGCCGCCCCGGAGAAGGUUGUCAAGGCUCUGAACGUGUCGCUCGGCGUGCAGUUCGUCGAUGCUGUCCCCGAGUUCGGCAUCAAGGCGAUCAAUGGCGUCCCAACUAAGUUGAACCUCCACAUUGUCAACAAUGAGCCGGAAGACAUCCGUGUCCAGCUCAUCCAAGGGUCGCUAAAGACCCCCAAGGGCGUCGAAUUGAGGAACUUGACGGCUUCGAAGGUCGGGGUAAAACUCGGAAAGGAUCAGGCUAUUGAUAUACCAUAUCAAUUUACGACUGAGAUGCAUCCCCAGGAUGUCAUCUUCAACCUCAAGAUGUUCCUUAAGACCCCCGAGGGUCUGGCCGUCUCCCAGUCUGCGUUCAACCAGACCAUCUCGAUCGUUGAGGCACCCACCUCGCUCUUUGACCCCCAGGUUCUUUUCUUGUACCUCCUUCUCGCAGCCGGUUUCGGUGCCUCAGCCUACUUUGUCUACAACACUUGGCUCGCUAGCGUCAUCCCCAAGACCAAGCGCUCCGGUUCCGACCAAGUUCGCCUUGUCCGCCCCGCUCCCACUCUUGCCGCCACCAGUGCCGGCUCAUACGAUGAGAGCUGGAUCCCGGAGGGCCACAUCAAGAAGCCUGCUACUACCCGUGCCAGAAGCGGAACCCCCAAGGGCGCCAAGAACAGGAAGGGUGGUGAGUAA